UGGCGUUCGAUGAAUCGGUUGUCAGAAAACAGGUUUUUGUCAUCGUAAGAAUCACUGGCUUUAUCCUCCUUACAAAGCUGCCCUACCCUUUCUAGUUCUGUCAACUCCAGAUUAAACUUUUUCGUCUCGAAAAUGGCUUCCGCCCCAGCAGAAUAUGUUUUCUCAGCCGUCGCAGAUGGAACAGGCAACGGUGAUUGGAGAAGGAAUCGGAAGCAGCAGGCUGGUGAGAGCCUUAAACCUUCAACAAAGUACAUUCCAAAGAAAGGAAGACGGUCGAAAAUGAAUACAAGACAAAAUAAUUGCGAUACUCACCUCCUUAAUCCAAGAAAUGAGAGACGCAGCAUUGAGCAACAUGGGGGCAGCGUAAGCCGUCUCGAGAAAGAAUGCACAUAUGCCCUGCUUGAACUCUACAAAGAGGAUGAGUGUCGCGCAAACGACAUGGAGGUUGCCAUGGUGUUGUCAAACAUGUCGUGCAAUCGUAAAUAUGAUUCUAGAUUAAAUACAAUGGAGUAA
Molecule: messenger RNA, 513 nt
Organism: Andrographis paniculata
Lineage: Eukaryota; Viridiplantae; Streptophyta; Magnoliopsida; Lamiales; Acanthaceae
Exons: 3
Coding region: 133-513 (126 amino acids)
Source: RefSeq, a predicted model, not a curated record